CUCGGUGGUUUCUGCUCCGAACUGGUUUUAGGGGUUUUCUCAGCUUCCAGUCCCCAUUUGGAGUGUAGUGGAAAGAGGGACUGGGCCUCCGGGGUCAGGUUCCCAGUGGAUGGAUCGGGAGACGCGCACCUUUGCCGAGCGGUUCUACCGGGGCCUCCGGGACCGAGUCCCUAGCGGCGACGGUCCCACACCCAGCAGCGUGACCUUCAUUCAGACGCCGGACGCCUUCUCCUAUGCUGACUUCGUGAAGGGCUUCCUGCUGCCUAACCUGCCCUGCGUGUUUUCCAGCGCCUUCACCGAGGGCUGGGGCAGCAGGCGGCGCUGGGUGACAUCUGAGGGAAAGCCUGACUUCGAGUACCUGCUGCAGAAAUAUGGAGACGCGGUUGUACCGGUUGCUAACUGUGGAGUGCAGGAAUACAAUUCAAACCCUAAAGAGCACAUGCCCUUCCGUGACUAUAUCAGUUACUGGAAGGAGUACAUCCAAGGAGACUACUCCUCUCCACGGGGCUGCCUCUACCUAAAGGACUGGCAUCUGUGCAGAGACUCCUUGGUGGAUGACUUGGAAGAUAUAUUCACCCUGCCUGUGUACUUCUCGUCAGACUGGCUGAAUGAGUUCUGGGAUGUCCUCAACGUGGAUGACUACCGUUUUGUCUAUGCAGGCCCCAGGGGCACCUGGUCUCCCUUCCAUGCAGACAUCCUCCGCUCCUACAGCUGGUCAGUCAAUAUCUGUGGGAAGAAGAAAUGGUUGUUCUUCCCGCCAGGGCAGGAGGAAGCCCUUCGGAACUGCCAUGGUAGCCUGCCCUACGAUGUGACUUCCACGGAGCUCCUGGACACCCACCUGUAUCCCAGGGUCCAGCACAAGAACCUUCCCAUUGAAGUCAUACAGGAGCCUGGUGAGAUGGUGUUUGUGCCCAGCGGGUGGCAUCAUCAAGUGUACAACCUGGACGACACCAUCUCUAUCAACCACAACUGGAUCAAUGGCUGCAACCUGGCAAACAUGUGGCACUUCCUGCAGCAAGAGCUCCAGGCCGUGCAGCAUGAGAUUGGAGAAUGGAAGGACUCUAUGCCUGACUGGUACCACCACUGCCAGGUCAUCAUGAAGUCCUGCACAGGGAUCAACUUUGAAGAAUUUUACCAUUUCCUCAAGGUCAUUGCUGAGAAGAGACUCCUUGUCCUGAGGCAAAGACUGAAGGGGGAUUCAGGGGACAGCCAGAGCCUAGGGCUGGGCCUACAACAGGCUGCAUUUGAUAUUGGCCGCCUGGCAGACGUGCUGGCCUCCGUGGUCGUGAAUCCUGACUUUCAGAGAGUAGACACCAGCGCAUUCUCACCACAGCCAGAGGAGCUGCUUCAGCAGCUGGAGGACACCAUGGCUGCCGCAGAGGCCCUUUAGCAUGCUGCAGAUCAAGAUGCAGGGAGAGUUCUGCAGAGCAGCCUCUUGCCCCGGGACCCUUCUGGAAAUGCAGGCUACUUUUCCUUGAGGCCUAGGAUGUGCCCCAAGCCUGUGCCAGUGCAGUUCUUGCAGGGUGGGCCUUGAGGAAGGUCCCGCCAAAAUGGGAAUUUAACUCCUGGAGGCUAGAGAAAUGUUCACCUACCUAACAAGCCUGACAAGCAUGUGAAUUGAGUAGUAGUGAUCAUGAAACCAGGUUUCCUUGGGGAACUCCAGCCUCUUCUAGUUAUCCUAGGAUUCCUGAGUGAUGGACAUCCAA
Messenger RNA from Grammomys surdaster, 1706 nucleotides. It is a transcript of the gene Jmjd4, whose product is annotated as jumonji domain containing 4. NCBI's taxonomy places the organism in Eukaryota, Metazoa, Chordata, Mammalia, Rodentia, Muridae. The coding region runs from base 110 to 1390 and encodes 426 amino acids. The transcript has 6 exons. Gene Ontology annotation, molecular function: sequence-specific DNA binding; histone H4R3 demethylase activity. Gene Ontology annotation, cellular component: nucleus; cytoplasm. Gene Ontology annotation, biological process: positive regulation of translational termination; negative regulation of gene expression; protein hydroxylation. The record is from RefSeq and is a predicted model, not a curated record.